AAGCAUGAAUGUUCAGUAUCUGAAGGAAAUAGUCGUAGAGCAAACGCAAACCACCGCUGCAGUGAACAUAGUUAAAAGGAACUACAAACUUGCUAGUAAUACCGUGGAAAAUCGGAUCGCGACAGUAACGGUCAUUUUUCGAAAUUUUUCGCGCCUCGUGCUGAAGCUAACUUCAAAAUUGAAGCCGGCUGGAGUAGGAUUUUCGUGGUGGGGGGGGGGUUUUGAGGUUAGGUAAAAAGUUGUAAAAAUCCAAAAUCUAGUCUGCAUUUUUUGCAACAAAUCUUUAUCAUGGCCGGAAGUAACUCGGGAUUCGUCGGUUUUAUCAAAAACAUAUACAACGACGAAUACAAAUGGGCGCUUGUGAAAAGUACAUCUUUGUUCGUGAUAGGCGUACGAAUUGCCAAAGAAUGUGCAGGGCUUGAGCUGAUGCCGGCGAUUCCACAUUAAAUUCCACACAUCUGUUCCGUGACCUAACUGUGGCAAAUAAACAGAUCUAGUAAAACCCAAAUUAGGGAAAAAGCAUGUUUAUUGCGUUGGUUGUGGCUUGUUUGCAGGUUCUAUGUAUUCCUUCCCCAAGCACGGCUAUAGAAGAAAAGCAGUUUAAUUUUGUGCUUGUUUUGACCGAUGACCAGGAUGUAAUGCUCAAGGGAAUGACUCCCAUGACGAACACAGUCUCACAUAUUGCAAAUCAGGGUGCAACGUUCAUAAACGCAUACACAUCAUCUCCCAUUUGCUGCCCCUCGCGUAGUUCGAUUCUCUCUGGAAGAUAUGCGCAUAACCAUAGAACCUUUAAUAAUUCUGUUGCAGGAGGUUGUUAUGGAGAAUAUUGGCGUCAAAAGGUUGAACCGUUUGCACUGCCCGUAGCUUUGUCCGAGGCAGGAUAUACCACUUUUUUUGCGGGAAAAUAUCUCAAUCAGUACGCUACAAAUGCUAUUCCACCGGGAUGGUCUGAUUGGUAUGGCCUACAUGGAAACUCCCGGUACUACAACUACACUAUCACCGAAAAUGGAAACCCUGUUACUUAUCACGAUAGAUAUUUCACAGACUAUCUACAAUGGAAACUGGUAAAUUUCCUGGACCAAUUGGAUGGAAAACAGCCAUUUUUCGCAAUGGUGGCUCCGCCGGCCCCGCAUUCUCCAUUUACUCCAGCAGAGAGACACAAAGAUUUAUUCCCAUACGCCAAAGCCGUUAGAACUCCGAACUUCAACAUACCUUCCAAUCAAUUAGACAAACAUUGGCUACUUACAAUGCAACCAGCUACUUUACCCGACAAUUUGAUCCCACGGUUAGAUUCAAUUCAUCGUAGUCGCUGGCAGACAUUAGUGGCAGUAGAUGAGAUGGUUAAUGCUAUUGUUGAGAAAUUGAAAGAGAAACAGAUGCUAGAAAAUACUUUUAUCUUCUACACUUCAGAUAAUGGUUAUCAUAUUGGGCAAUUCGCUCAGGGAUUGGACAAGCGCCAACCUUAUGAAACAGAUAUACGAGUUCCAUUCCUUGUACGUGGACCUACGAUUCCUAAAAAAUCUCUCAUCGAUUCACCCAUCGCUUUAAUAGAUAUUGCUCCUACUAUGCUCCAUCUCGCUGGUCUUGAUAUCCCCAAAGGAAUGGAUGGAGUACCCAUAACAUUUGCCAAAGAUAAUAGCUCGUUUGACGAGAGACAAAUUUUAAUCGAAUAUUGGGGCGAAGGCACCACCGAAACAUAUAAUGACGAAUGUCCGUGGCAAGCAUCUGAUCGAUUACAACUGUGCACUAUCGGUGAAGCUUGUCAUUGUCAGGAUGCGUGGAACAAUACUUAUAAUUGUUUGCGGCACAUCGCUCAUGAUAUCAACUUUGUGUAUUGUGAAUUCAAAGAUAAUGAGCAUUUUGUGGAAGCGUACAAUCUGUCCAGCGAUCUUUAUCAGAUGCAAAAUAUUGGUUACGACAUGCUGCCCUCCAUGAUAGCAAAGUACAGUUUAGCGCUGGUAAAUCUCACGGCAUGUACAGGUACAACAUGUCAGAUUGUUUAUUGAAAACUAUUAUAUCAG
Molecule: messenger RNA, 2021 nt
Organism: Anopheles darlingi
Lineage: Eukaryota; Metazoa; Arthropoda; Insecta; Diptera; Culicidae
Product: N-acetylglucosamine-6-sulfatase-like
Exons: 8
Coding region: 522-2006 (494 amino acids)
Biological process (GO): glycosaminoglycan metabolic process
Molecular function (GO): N-acetylglucosamine-6-sulfatase activity; glycosaminoglycan binding
Source: RefSeq, a predicted model, not a curated record